Brassica rapa (field mustard) is the source of this 2324-nucleotide messenger RNA. RefSeq lists its product as uncharacterized. The record is from RefSeq and is a predicted model, not a curated record. NCBI's taxonomy places the organism in Eukaryota, Viridiplantae, Streptophyta, Magnoliopsida, Brassicales, Brassicaceae. Gene Ontology annotation, biological process: cytokinin biosynthetic process.
CUAUUAGAAUUCCUUAAAACUAUUAAUCAAAAAUUCAUUUUACUUCUGUUAUUAUUUUCUUACAAUAUUUAAACUUACAUGACAUGUGUGCCAAAACAGAGAUGCACUUCCAUAACAUGAAAUUUCUGUACUCACAUUUUUCAAACUCUGAAUUAACUCUCCAUUAUCGUUUUAUUAAAAGAAAAUAUCUGAACAUUUGAAUAUGAUAGUAAGAUUAUUAAGAUUUUAGAUAUAGAAACCUUUUUCUGAAAAACUUUAUAUAAUUAUUACUCUUUUUCAAAUCUUAAUAAAAAAAAACACUAAUAUCUCGCCAUCCCACAUAUAGAAAGUGCCAAACAUACACGAAAAGGAACACAAAAGAUAAAUAAUGAACUUACUAGGAUGUCUUUUUCGACAGGUAAGAAUUAAUUUAGCUAGUACGAAAAAGAAUAAAAUGGAAAACAAAAUGUGAGGGCAUAGCAAUAGACCGCUCGGAUCUUCUUUGUCACAACUUGUCUGCCGAAGUCGCUUUGACCAAUGCACCAUCUAAUUAGUCUCACCAAUACUAUUAAUUACCUACAUAAAUAGCCAUUAUAAACAUUUAAUAUACGAUUAGUGGCCAUUUAUCUCUUCUAUGCUAGUUUUGGAGGAUAUGUCACGUGCAAACUUUCUAUUAGUACGAUAAUUAAAAUAAAACAAGCAUUAAAGUUUCAACUCUAUAUAGUUUGAUAUGCGUCGUUCGUUUAUUUUUAUGCAGCUGAAAUGUAUAAAUAAGCAGGUUUGGUUUUAUAUAUUUGGAUCAAAUGAGAAACGUCUGGCCACGAACGCUACAUGUCAUUCCCAUGUUACAUACUGGCAUUGUAAGAAAAGAGUAACAAAGUAUUCUACUAUCGAGUUCACGUGUUGCGAACUUGAAAAGAACGCUCGAGUGUGCCUAAAUAACGCCGACUUAUCCAUUAGCUUGUAUACAAGUUACUUCGUCCACAUAGUGAACUGAUAACGACAAAACAAGAGCCAACAUUAUUAGACCAACCUAAGAUUUGAAAAUUAAUAGGCACAAGAAGUAGGAGACGAUGAUAAUAAGUUAAAAUAAGAUAUACUCCGUACCUGUUGAAGAUAGGACCAAACAAUUGAAUAAAAUUAAACAAUGAAAUAUAGAGGACAUCACACAUGGAGAGAUAUAGUCAUAUAGAUGCAUGUGUAUAAAUCAAGUCGAUACUUCACCCACAGCUUCUGUCUAAAUCUAUCUCCACACAGCAGUUCAAACUCAAGAACCUAAAAAAAAGGAGUUGCUUUCUUUUAUAAACACAAUAAAUAGAAGGAAAAUGUUGGGUUCAUCAGAAUGGAGUAGUGGAUGCGAGUCAGGAUGGACUUUGUACUUAGACCAUUCUGUUUCUUCUUUUCCAAGUUCUUCUUGUUUCCGAGACAUUAAUGGGUUUGAAAACAGAAGAAGAAGCAAAGAUUCUUGGAGUCAAAACUACGUGCAUCAAGAAGAAGAUGAAGAAGAAGAUUUGUCGAUGAUGUCAGAUGCAUCUUCUGGCCCAAGGAAUGUUUGCGAGGAAGAUUCUGUGAAAAAGUUAAACAGUGUUGGUCCCAAGAAACAGAACAAGAGUGAAAAGAAAAGAAGAGAUUAUGAGAAAAUGAACUCGGUUCUUGAUGAUACUGCUAGUUCUCAUAUGUUGCAGAAAAGUGUGGGUGGUAAUAAGAUAGAGCAAACCUUUCCAGAGAGUACAUUGGAUUAUUCGCAAGGCUUCUCGGCAACUCACAUUCAGGUUACUCCCUCUCUCUUUUCUGCUCUCAGUGAGAUUCUGUUGAGUACACGUGACUUGUCUCAAGAGACUCACUAUGUGUGUUUGUUUAUCAACAAGUAGGACAAAGCAGCAUUCCAAGAACAAUAUGGUUAUUUGCAAAUGGAAACAAGAUACUAGAUAACCAGUUAAGUAAAAUAUAUACUAUUAUAUAGAUAUUAACUACUUGUUUACUCUUACUUUACCAAGUGUGUGUAUAUAUUCAACUCUGACUUAAACGUCAUUCUUAAUUAGCAGGUGGUUUUUAUUUAUGAAGAGCAGCUAUUUUAGACAAUUUGGAAGCUUGUAUGGAUUCAAGUAAGAAAUGAAGGGCUAAAGCAAAAAAAGUGUCAUAGAAGAAACCAAAAUGAAGAGAUAGGACCAAAGAAGGUUCUCAAAUCUCCAAUAGUUCUGAAUCUUUUUUUUUUCUGUUUUCUUUUUUUUGCAAUUUCGCCACAAACGAACUUUUCCUUUUUCUGUAGUUUCCCUUAGACCAUCAGCAUUGGUGAACCUCAGUUCUCGAUUCCCAGUGCUCCUAUUAUUAUUAUUUUAAUUUCA